AUGGCGGCCGCGUGGACCCGCAAGCGGCGCCUGGCGGAGCUGACGGUGGACGAGUUCCUGGCCUCGGGCUUUGAUUCCGAGUCCGACUCGGAGCCCGAAGGACCCCCAGAGGCGGAGACGCGGGCGGCGCGCGGUGCGGCCCGGAGCCCGGAUGGGCCAGGUGGGAGUCCCUUGGCCAGGAACUUCAGUGAUUCGGACAGCUCUGAGGACGAGGAGGAGCAGCUCCACUCCCUGCCAGACGCGCUGGAGGAGGCGAGCGAGGAGGAAGAUGAGGAGGACGGGGCCCCCAGAGGGCCUACGGGGAGGAGGAGGGGCUCUGCCUCUGUGACGCUCGCCACGGUUGAGAGAUGGACGCAGGCGGCGAAGCAGCACCUUACUCCAAAGCUGUUCCACGAAGUUGUGCAGGCGUUUCGAGCAGCCGUGGCCACCACCCAAGGAGAACAGGAAGGCACUGAGACCAGCAAAUUCCAGGUCACAGACAGUGCUGUGUUCAACGCUCUGGUCACUUUCUGCAUCAGAGAUCUCUUUGGCUGUCUCCAGGAGCUGCUGUUUAGAAAAGCCCCAAAGGACAGUAGCAGGGUGCGGCAGCCAUCCAGCAGCCCGCUGUGGGGGAAGCUCCGGCUAGACAUCAAGGCUUACCUGAGCUCCGUCACACAGCUGGUGGCCUGUGUGGCAGAGGCGACAGUAGCGGCGGCCGUCCUCCAGCACAUCAGCAGCUUCGUGCCCUGCUACCUGACCUUCCCCAAGCAGUGCCGCAUGCUGCUCAAGAGGAUGGUGGUCCUGUGGGGCACGGGCGAGGAGACGCUGCGCGUGCUGGCCUUCCUGGUGCUCGUCAAGGUCUGCCGGCACAAGAAGGACGUCUUCCUGAGCCCCGUCCUCAAGCAAAUGUACGUCACGUACGUGAGGAACUGCAGGUUCACCUCCCCCAGCACCCUGCCCCUCGUCAACUUCAUGCAGCGGACUCUGACAGAGCUGCUGGCCCUGGACGCGGGCGUCGCCUACCAGCACGCAUUCCUUUACAUCCGCCAGCUCGCCAUCCACCUGCGCAAUGCUAUGACCACGCGCAAGAAGGAGACGCACCAGUCAGUGUACAACUGGCAGUUCGUGCACUGCCUCUCCCUGUGGUGCCGUGCCCUCAGCACCAUCUGCCCCAGUGAAGCUCUGCAGCCCUUGAUCUACCCCCUGUCCCAGGUUGUCAUCGGUUGCAUCAAGCUGGUCCCCACUGCCCGCUUCUACCCGCUGCGCAUGCACUGCGUGCGCGCCCUGACACUGCUCUCGGAGAGCACGGGCACCUUCAUCCCGGUGCUGCCCUUCAUCCUUGAGAUUUUCCAACAGGUCGACUUCAACAGGAGGCCGGGGCGCAUGAGCUCCAGGCCCAUCAACUUUGCUGUGAUCCUGAAGCUGUCCAAGGUCAACCUGCAGGAGAAGGCGUACCGGGACGGCCUGGUGGAGCAGCUGUACGACCUCAGCCUGGAGUACCUGCACGGUCAGGCCCACAGCAUUGCAUUCCCCGAGCUGGUGCUGCCCGCUGUCUUGCAGCUGAAAUCCUUCCUCCGGGAGUGCAAGGUGGCCAACUACUGCCGUCAGGUACGCCAGCUGCUCGAGAAGGUGCAGGAGAACGCAGAACACAUCCGCAGCCUCCGCCAGAGGGUCUCCUUCGGCGUGUCCGAUCAGCGCGCAGUGGAUGCCUGGGAGAAGCGGACCCGGGAGGAGGGGACCCCGCUCACAAAGUACUACAGCCAGUGGCGGAAGCUGAGGGACCGUGAGAUCCAGCUGGAGAUGGGGGGGUGGGGGGGCCUGGAAGAUUUGAACUUCCCAGAGGUAAAGCGCCGCAAGGUGGCGGACAGGAAGGGUGAGGACAGAGCAGAAUUCAAGGACCUCUUUGAUCUGGACGGUGCUGAGGACGCCGAUGACGACGCCGCAGACUCCCCAGAGAGAGAGACGCCUGGGUCCCCAAGAGCUUGGCAGAGAGUGGAGGAAGUCAGCGGCUCAGAGGAUGGAAGCCCAGACACAGAGGCGGGGCCGGAUCCCCAGGAGCCGUGGCGGCUGGCCCAGGGGCCGGAAGACGAGCUGCAGGAUCUAGAGCUCUCCGAGGACGAGGAUGACUGA
Lipotes vexillifer (Yangtze River dolphin) is the source of this 2109-nucleotide messenger RNA. It is a transcript of the gene NOC2L, whose product is annotated as NOC2 like nucleolar associated transcriptional repressor. The transcript has 19 exons. Lineage: Eukaryota; Metazoa; Chordata; Mammalia; Artiodactyla; Lipotidae. Gene Ontology annotation, molecular function: histone binding; transcription corepressor activity. The coding region runs from base 1 to 2109 and encodes 702 amino acids. The record is from RefSeq and is a predicted model, not a curated record. Gene Ontology annotation, cellular component: Noc1p-Noc2p complex; nucleolus; Noc2p-Noc3p complex. Gene Ontology annotation, biological process: negative regulation of transcription by RNA polymerase II; ribosomal large subunit biogenesis.